AUGGAUAAACGAAACAUGGAUUCUGAUUCUGAAAAGUAUACAGAAUUUUCAAAAACUCAAGAAAAAGAAUCAAACGAUGAAUCCAUUGAGGAAGAAACUCCUUUGUCACAAAGGAAUAGUGAAGAACAUAAUAGCGACCAUGAACAUAUACGAAUAACGGAUGAUAUACCACCAGAAAUCCAAGAACUCUUGAAUACAGAUCCGAAAACUGGUUUAUCAACGGAAGUGGCGCAGUCUCGUUUAGAAAAAUUUGGCAAGAACGAAAUUGGAGAAUCUAAAACAAAUCCCUUUUUAAAAUUUUUGUCGUACUUUAAAGGAUCUAUAGCGUAUCUAAUCGAAUUAGCGUGUAUUGUGGCAGCGAUAGUACAAGAUUGGGUUGAUUUUGGUAUAAUACUCGCGUUAUUAUUUGUCAAUGCAAGCAUUGGAUUUAUUGAGGAAUCACGUGCUGAAUCCGCUUUAGACGCGUUAAAACAAACAUUAGCGUUAAAAACGAGAGUACGACGUGAUGGAAAAUUUGUCGAAUUAAACUCGACAGAUUUAGUACCAGGCGAUAUCAUUGCGUUACGUUUAGGUGAUAUUGUGCCUGCUGAUGCUAAAUUAUUGGGUAUCGGUGUUAAUGGUUCAAGAACUGAAGAAAAGUUGCUAGUGGACCAAUCUGCUUUAACAGGUGAAAGUUUACCUUUACGCUGUCAAAAAGGUGAUAGUGUUUAUUCGAGUUCAACGGUUAAGCAAGGUCAAAUGUUGGCGAUGGUUUUUAAAACCGGAGCUGAUACCUACAUUGGUCGUACUGCUUCAUUGAUAAACAUGACAGUUGAUCAAGGUCACUUUCAAAAAGUCAUAAAUAAGAUUGGUAAUUUCUUGAUAUGGAUCACCGCUAUUCUUGUUACCAUAAUAUUCGUUUAUCAAGUGGUAAAAUUUCGAAAUACUCCAGAAGGAGAUGUGUUGAAAAUAUUGCAACACAUUUUAGUAUUAACAGUUGGAUUACCGACUGUUCUUUCUGUUACAAUGGCUGUCGGUGCAAAACAAUUAGCAGUUAAAAAAGUGAUUGUAAAACGAUUAACUUCUAUUGAAGAAUUAGCUUCCGUAUCUGUACUUUCUACCGUGGUAAAUUUGGAAACUAAUGAAACCUUUCAAAUUGCCAAAGGUGCACCUCAAGUCAUUAUUAAACUUGCAGGUGGAAAUGAAGAAACAUCGCAAGCCGUUAACGAUUUGGCCAAAAGAGGUUUACGAGCAUUGGGCAUUGCUAAAACCGAUCCUAUAGAUAAUAAUCGUUGGAAAUUGAUCGGAUUCAUUAGUUUAUUGGAUCCUCCAAGACCGGAUACCAAGGAAACUAUUGAAAAAUGUAGAAAUCUUGGGGUCAAAAUUAAAAUGAUUACGGGUGAUCAAAUGAUCAUUGCUAAAGAAGUCGCCCAUAGACUUGGUAUGGGAAGAGUCAUUUUAGAUGCAAAUCAUCUAGUUGAUUCAACAAAAUCAUUACAGGAGAUCACGGAACAUUGCGAACGUGCUGAUGGUUUCGCUCAAGUCACACCCGAACAUAAAUUUAAGGUCGUGGAAUUCUUACAAAAGAAAGGUUAUUUAGUCGCAAUGACUGGCGAUGGGGUUAAUGACGCUCCUGCAUUAAAGAAAGCCAACGUUGGGAUUGCUGUUCAGGGAUGUACCGACGCCGCACGUUCAGCUGCUGAUAUCGUCUUGUUGGCACCAGGAUUAUCAACCAUCGUUGACGGCAUUUAUACUUCGCGUGCAAUAUUUCAGCGAAUGAGAUCCUAUGCUUUAUAUAGGAUCACAUCUACUAUUCAUUUUCUACUAUUUUUCUUCAUCAUCAUCCUAGCUUUCGAUUGGACAUUACCAGCUGUAUUAUUGAUCUUGAUAGCAAUAUUGAAUGAUGCAGCUACUAUCGUUAUAUCAGUUGAUAAUGCUCAAAGAUGUUAUCGGAGUUACUCCAGUGCACCACAUUUUUUAAUAUUUGCAACAAGAAUACCGGGACAUUUCUGGGAAAAUAUUCCUUCACCAUUGUUUGUUACAUCAAUCAUUGGUACACAAAUUUUUGCAUUAUUGAUUUCGGUAUUUGGAUGGUUAUCUUCAUCCAUUAGUUUGUUAUUGGCUGUAAUAAUUCUUUUGGUAUCUUUGGGAAUAUUUAUCUUUCUCGAUUUUAUUAAAGUGCUGAUAUUUAAAAAUUGGUCGUUUGAAUUAACGGCAAGGUUAUGGCCUACUUCAAAACGAAGAACUAAAUUAGCUGUAAGAAAAGAACAACAUGCAAAGAAUAAAAGAGUUAAUGAAAACUUUUCUAGAUUAAGAAAAGUGUUGAUUGUGAUGAGAGUUAUUAAAAAUUUUCGGGAAGCAGCAGAUGAAAAGAAAACGGAGUCCAGGGAUGAUCAAGAAAAUAAUGAUGGUGAUAUUAAUAGUGUUUAG
Messenger RNA from Funneliformis caledonium, 2409 nucleotides. The record is from the annotation of a GenBank genome assembly. Lineage: Eukaryota; Fungi; Glomeromycota; Glomeromycetes; Glomerales; Glomeraceae.